Molecule: messenger RNA, 1180 nt
Organism: Dicrocoelium dendriticum
Lineage: Eukaryota; Metazoa; Platyhelminthes; Trematoda; Plagiorchiida; Dicrocoeliidae
Source: the annotation of a GenBank genome assembly
CCAGAGGUCGAUUUUUACCGUCAUUUUUAAAAGUCGCUGAAAAUGUAGGAAAUUAUGCCUGUGGGGUCAUGAGCGAACUGGCAUUUUAUUUCUCUAAUGCCAAUAAGCUAGAAUACGAUGAGGAUGUUUCAGAAGAUCAGUCAUCAGUAUCGAAAAGUGUUCAGAAAUGCCCCCGACCUGUUUCAAUGUACCUGCCGUCUCAUUGUGAUUCCGAUUUGUCGCCUCCGCGUUGCCACGUUGAUAAGCACUUUGGGUUCUGCGUAUAUCACAACAGAAUAGACAAACAAAAUAGUUUUCGGUCAAGUCAAAUUCAACUUCGAGAUGGAGGAAGUUGCGUUUGCCUGUGCACAUCCGAACAUCUUCCCCCUGAAGUCGAGGUCGGAAAUGUCGAAUAUAAGCGAAAGCUAGUCAACCCUACUCCAAAUCGGUUCGAACAUUUGGUCACACAAAUGAAGUGGCGUCUGAACGAAGGUGGCGGUGAAGCUAUUUAUCGACUCGGCGUCGACGACGAUGGCCAUGUCGGUGGCCUCGCUCCCGGGGAACUGGCUGGCUCGUUAGACACGCUAGAACGCAUGGCCAAACGACUGAAUGCCACUGUUCAUUUGCUCCAGGAGCGAACCGUUGAUCAAGGCACUGUGCCGCAAAACGCUUACCAGCCCAAUGCGUCCGUAGCGAAAGAGAAACCACAGCGCAAGGCGCUCGAAUUGCUUGUCCGGCAGUCGCCGUUGACGAACUUCGGGUCUGUUAUGGUCAUCUAGGUCGUGCUGUGUUGCUCCGAUUGGCUGUUUUGAACCAUGCCGCUUUUAUUGGCUGACCAAGAAGACAAGACUUCGGUUACUAGUUUAAUCGCAAUUACCUGGAACAGAAUACCAUCAUUUGUUCCCAGUGACCCGGAAUGUUUUCUGCUUUGUACUAUUCCGUACGCUAUUCGACUUCAUAACCCCAACUUAUGUGCUCAAAAGAACUUUUUACAGGCUCUAGUGCUAUCAUGGCCUCAAGCUUCCCCAUAUAAUGACGCCACGCUUAGCCCUUCCACUAAUGUUGCCUUAGCCAGUGUCGUCACUUGAUCUCAUUGACUGGUCAAUUCACUUCUUUGAUUCAUCGUAUUUAAGCACUCAUUUUUUAUUUUCUGUGAUGUAUUGGCCUGAUGCGAACCACCGAAAACAAGCUUGUUCGCCUA